AUGACGACCCUCACAGACCCAACCAACGCCACGCGCGCAACCCCCAACAUCCCUGUCGAGAAAGCAACCCUCCAUAUCGGCAGCUCAACCUUCAUAAGAGCUCCCUCCCAAGAAGUCUGGGCUGCCCUAACAAACACCUCGACCUGGCCGAGCUGGAAUACCUUCGUGCCACGCGUAACCAUCCGCUCCCAGCCAACCCCAGACCCAUCUCCAUCUACCUCCGCACCAGACCCCACGCCAGCAUCAACAUCAACAUCCACAACAACACCCCAGUCAACAGACACAACCCUAUCUCCAAUUCUCCAAAAAGGAACAAAAUUCACCUUGCACGUCCGCAUGGACUCAGCCUCCACUAAGCCACAGCCCUCAACAGACGUACAUGCCCUCAUAAGCGAAUACAGUGCGCCGGAUGCGGAUGGCCAGGGUGGACGUAUCGUGUGGAUUUCCGACGCUGAAGCGCCGGGGGCAUUUUCGCCAUCACUUUUGCAGGCGGAGCGAGUGCAUGAAUUUACGGCUGUGGAGGGUGGGACUGUGGUGCGGAAUUGGGAGGCGCAGAAUGGGUGGUUGGCUUAUGUGGUGCGGUGGAUGUAUCAGGUUAAGCUGCAGGGGUGUUUCGAGAUGUGGCUUGCUGAUUUGAAGAAGUUUGUUGAGGGCAGUAAUGCUGCUUCUUGA
Molecule: messenger RNA, 672 nt
Organism: Penicillium concentricum
Lineage: Eukaryota; Fungi; Ascomycota; Eurotiomycetes; Eurotiales; Aspergillaceae
Product: SRPBCC domain-containing protein
Exons: 1
Coding region: 1-672 (223 amino acids)
Source: RefSeq, a predicted model, not a curated record